CCUGGGCCAGCGGUGGUAGAAACACCUGGCUCGGGUUACAGCAGCAGAGAGAGAGAGUCAGAGGGGCUGGACUCUGAGCCAAAAUAACUCAACUCAGUACGCAGCUAUGACUAAAUGUCUGGAGCCGCCGCCACAAGAGACAAACACAGACUCGAGAACCCGACUUCAGGAAGACAAAAAACUUUGAACAGGGCUCAGAUUUUCCUCUGAGUCCGGACAAUAGAACACAAGGACUCUUAUUUCUGAGAGACUGAUUGUUAUCCUCAGCUUGAGAAGUUCAAUGGAGCUGUACUAUGAGCAGAGCACUGCUACCUCACAGCCAUGAGUUCUCAGACAAGCUUUGGUAGCAGCAUGCUGUUCCAGACCAUAAAUGAUGACCUAAAUGCAUCGCUGGCUACAGCAGAUGAGUUAUCCAGAGAGUUUAACUCUCUGCUGAUGGAGGCCUCCUCCAGCAACAACAAUACAAAGUCGGGGCCUCAGACCAGUAUUACAGUUGCCAGAGAGAAGCCUCAGUCCUCUGGGCUGUCCAACACCUACACCACUACAAAGGAGUCAAGUAGCCGCAGUAAUGGCAGCUCCAGCUCUGCGUCUUUCUCUCCAAGCUCAACAUCUUACUAUUCCAGGGACUCUGUCAUUUCCAGCAAUCUAGACGCACCAUCCUCCCCUGCCCUCUCCACCAGCUCACUCUCAUCCCUCCAGAUCCGCAGAGAGGCACACUCUCCACUUCCUCAAGCCAGAUCCGACAGCCACGUGUAUGGGCAGCAGAGCCCCAAACACUCACCUCACACCCGGAGGCGUAAUUCCCCCUCUCGUUACGACAGGAGCCCACAAGGUUCAAUUAGUUACAUAGAAAGAAGCCCCUCUCCGAGCCCCACAAGUCGCUCUGCUUCACUUCACUCCUCUGUCAACCUGCUGAGCCCGUAUGACGGCAGCCAGAUGGGCCGCAGGUCGCCCCGGCCGGACAGAAGCCCAUCUCCUUUGGCUUUCAAUUAUCAAAUGUCCAGCACGCUCCCUCGAAAUUUUGGUUUCAGGCAACCUGAAGAGGGUGUGCAGCGGCAAAAGAGUCCUAGUAAGUGGAAUGAGACAGAUCUGGACGUGUCCUACGAGAGAAAACCUCACCACACCUAUGAGAAGACAGAGUGGCAGCGGCAAUCUAUGCCAACUAGCAACUGGAAGGAAUCCAACCUUGACAGCCCUUCCUCCCCAAGUCCAAAAAAGGAUCGCCACUCUCAGUCUCUUCAGUUUUCCCAUGGUUCUCUUCCCCGUAACACACGUAUAUCAGUGCCUCCAGAUGUUUCAUCCCCAGUCCACUCCCCUUACCACCCUCAGCCCAUCAUCUCCCGUAUUUCUAUUCCCCCAACUUCUGCUCAGUCCCGUCAGCGCAGACCCAUCCCUCUCUCUGUCAUCAUGCGUCUCCAAAACCCCCAUUGGGGAGCAAUGGCAACCUGCCACCCCAGGAUCUUGGGAGGAGAAGGGGACAUGGUGCCUUACCAACCAGCUGGAACCAUCCCUAGGGAAUUCUUCAACCAACCUGUACCCCAACCUCUGCAACACCCACCUGAGCUGAGACAGCCAGCCAUAUACAGCGAUGUGCUCAACCCAGGGGAUAUAGAUGCAGAGUUAGAGCGGCUGGACUAUAUUCAUCACAUACCUGUGAUUUCAGAGAACCCCAGCAUGCCAGAGGGUGGCAGGGAGGCCAAUGAGGGCGUGCCACCUGCUCCCCGCCCCCUGAGCCCCACUAGGCUGCAGCCAGUGGUGGCCCCCGAGGCCCAGAGCCAGGUGAUCCCUGACCUGGAGGAGCUGCUCCGUAUCCGGGCAGAAAUCCCCCGGGCCCUGAAGAGACGGGGCUCUGUUGAUCAGUCACGGCCCCUGAAGAGGGCCUCGCAUUACCAGCCGAACCAGUACAAAACUCUCAUCGACAAGCUUUUCCGCAGGAAGGAACGCCGCCAAAAGGGGGAGCAAGGUAGCGAGACCAGCAGCUCCUCAGAUGGAGAGGACACCGCUAUGCCUCCUGCCCCUGCACCUCAGACAGCCAAACUGAUUCCCCAUGACUUCAGAAGCUACCAUUCCAUUCUGCGGCGGUCCAAUCGGGAGCAUAAACGUUCUGGAAAUCGAGCUCGGCUCAGCCCGCUGGUCCUGCUGCUGGAUGGGGCAUUGGUCGGAGAACUGGAGACAGUCCAGAAAGCAGUGCAGGAGAUGAACGACCCUAGCCAACCGAAUGAUGAAGGCAUCACCGCCCUUCAUAAUGCAAUCUGUGGGGGCCAUUACAACGUGGUGGACUUCCUUGUUCGCAUUGGAGCCAAUGUCAGCGCACCAGACAGCCACGGCUGGACUCCACUGCACUGUGCAGCCUCUUGUAACGACCGUCCUCUGUGUGAGUUUUUGGUGAGGAAUGGGGCUGCUGUCAUGGCCAUGACAGAGAGCGACGGUGCUAUAGCCUCUCAGAAGUGUGAUCCUUAUGCUUUUGCCUUUGAGGAGUGUGAGAGCUUCCUGAAGGGUGUUGAGGACGCCAUGGGGGUGGAGAACAGCGGGGUGUUGUAUGCUUUGUGGAGCUACCCGGCUCAGGCAGCUGACGAGCUGAGCUUCAAAGAGGGAGACAUGGUCACUAUCCUGCAGAAACCUGAGGGGUCGAGCUGGUGGUGGGCCUCGCUCUGUGGCAGGGAGGGAUUUGUUCCAAACAACUACUUUGGGCUUUUCCCAAAGGUUCGACCAAAAUCUCUCUGCUAAGCGGCCUCUUGAUGAUCAACCUUGGUCAAACAAGUCCAGAGGACUGUCUCAAAACCUCUGUGUGUUACAGCUUCACACUGUUCUUUGAAAGGCCUCUGUCUGUGUGAUCAUGAAAAGGGCUGUCUUGCUGCAAGGCAUGAGAAAUGUUUUUGAUCUGUCAUUCAAGGAGAGUUGAAGGAGAAGUCUCAGUAUUCAUUUUCGCCUUACUGACGUGGAUAAAUCUUUGUAGAUGACAUCAUUUUUACUGGCCCUGCUGUGGGAUAUUUUCCCUACUAAAGCUACAAUGCAGUACUGCGCUAAACCUUUCUGUUGACCUAUGCCUGUCUGUUACAAAAGGGACAGAUUCCCUACUGUUCCAGUCAGAGGUGGACAUUUUUUUUUAUUCAUUGGCUGGUUACUAAUCAGAGUGGAAACAGUGGCUGUUGAUGAGUCCACUCAUCAACAAGAUCAGUGUAGCUGUGUGUAGCAAAAUCAACCUACUCAUUACUGGAACAGAGCUGUCUGCUGCUACAUCAAAAAAGCAUUGUACACUCAUUAUAAAAGCGAGUGGCGAGGAGUUGACAUGUGUCUUCUACUCUUUUAUAAUAUUUCUAAAACCCUUGAUGUACGUGUCACUGUUUGUGAUAGAUUUUUACGUGUUAAGGUUAGUCUCUGUGGCCACUGGAACAAUUGUAUGAGGCAUAUUUUUCUGACCACAGUGGCUGAUUGAUCCUAAUAUCAACCACAUUUCUGACUUUACAGGCAAACUAUGAUGUUUUCCUACUAAUGUGGCUGUAGACUUUACAUAGUAUUUUUUUCAAUCAGCCACAGCCAGAAUUCACCAGCGUUUGGUUUGUGUCUACUUGGCUUUAGUCUUUAUACAUGCUGUUGGUCAUUUGUUAUAUUUUUGAAAGAAAAUGCUUUGUUCUCUAUGACAAUGACACCGGCCAUUUUGUGGAGUGAGUAUUUGAUGAUGUGUUUAUUUUCUGGUUUUGUAUGUUAUCAGUGUUCAGUGUAACACUUUUGUUGAGAGGGACUGCUGUGCACUUAACCUGUAACCCCACACAAAUGGGCACACAGUGACCAAAUGUUAAAAUAUUCCAAAAAUAAAUGAAUUAUAUGUUUAUGGGUUCCACUGUAAAUGUUUGUUACAGUCAUGUGUUUGUGGCUUAAAAUACGACUGUGAAAUGUCCUUUACUGACCAGCAGAUGACACUGUAUAAUCAAGUAUGAAUUCAGCACCAGCAUAGAAUUUAUAUACCACCAGCUAAUGUAAACUAAUAUACAGUAAAACACCAUUUAUCACGGC
This is a messenger RNA of Lates calcarifer (barramundi perch), 4014 nucleotides long. RefSeq names its product protein phosphatase 1, regulatory subunit 13 like (gene ppp1r13l). The transcript is spliced from 14 exons. Lineage: Eukaryota; Metazoa; Chordata; Actinopteri; Centropomidae. Gene Ontology annotation, molecular function: transcription factor binding. The record is from RefSeq and is a predicted model, not a curated record. Bases 322 to 2727 code for a protein of 801 amino acids. Gene Ontology annotation, biological process: regulation of transcription by RNA polymerase II; positive regulation of cell differentiation.